This is a messenger RNA of Corythoichthys intestinalis (scribbled pipefish), 2204 nucleotides long. It is a transcript of the gene slc37a2, whose product is annotated as solute carrier family 37 member 2. The record is from RefSeq and is a predicted model, not a curated record. The transcript has 18 exons. Bases 501 to 2000 code for a protein of 499 amino acids. NCBI's taxonomy places the organism in Eukaryota, Metazoa, Chordata, Actinopteri, Syngnathiformes, Syngnathidae. Gene Ontology annotation, molecular function: glucose 6-phosphate:phosphate antiporter activity. Gene Ontology annotation, biological process: glucose-6-phosphate transport; phosphate ion transmembrane transport. Gene Ontology annotation, cellular component: endoplasmic reticulum membrane.
UUUCCCAGUCACGUGUCCUCUACGUUCCGUCUGGAAAAUCGUGUGGAAUAACCACGUCCCGCUAUUAAUAACUACUCACCACAGUACACGUCUGUUUUUUUUUUUCUUUUGGCACCCGUUCGCAGCAUUGUGGAGGUCGCGCUGACUCGUAUUUAAGCUCAGCCACUAUGGAGGACGUUUGGACGUUUACGGACUUCGAAUCCCACCAGGAAGCCUCUUGGCCGCUCUUGUCCACCGGCAGCAGUUAGCAUCUGUUUCCUUCUUAAACCAGUGCCUUAAAUGUCGUUUUUUGAUAGAAGAUAUAUACAAGUAUGCACGUUUUAGUUUUUCUUACCGAAUAAUUCAUCGUUUAUGGUCUUAAUAAUCGCCGUAACGACACGCUAAUAAGCAGUCCAUCGACCUCAGUGGUGCCUUCAAUGUCACAUCUUUGCCAUUCGCCAUGACUGGAAGAAGCUUUUGAGUUUUUCUUUUAGUACACCCGAUUACAAUUUUCAUCGACUAUGAAGGCGUCCCUGGCCCCCGGCAUUCGGCUUAUCACGUCUUUCUCUCGGGACAGCUGGUAUCGAGGCUUCAUUCUUCUUCUUACCUUCCUUUUCUACACCGCCUACCACCUGUCACGGAAGCCCAUCAGCAUUGUGAAGAGUGAACUCCACAGAAACUGCAGUGGCCUCAUCCACCCGGCCGACUUGAACAUCACCAACAAUGUCACAUGGUGCAACUGGGCUCCCUUUGACCAGGACAACUAUAAGACACUCUUCGGCGUCUUAGACAACUCCUUCCUGGUGGCCUAUGCCAUCGGCAUGUUUUUCAGCGGGAUUUUCGGAGAGCGCCUACCGCUCCGUUACUACCUGAGCGUUGGCAUGCUGAUGAGCGGUCUGUUCACUUGUCUGUUCGGCUUGGGGUUCUAUUGGAAAAUCCACUCCUUGGGCUACUAUGCCGUCAUUCAGGUGUUCAACGGGUUGAUGCAGACCACCGGGUGGCCCGCCGUGGUAGCCUGCGUCGGCAACUGGUUCGGAAAGGGGAAGCGCGGCUUCAUCAUGGGUGUGUGGAAUUCGCACACGUCAGUCGGCAACAUCCUGGGCUCGCUCAUCGCCGGCGUUUUCGUGUCGUCGGCAUGGGGACUGUCCUUCAUUGUGCCGGGCCUCAUCAUCGCCUCAACAGGAGUUCUGUGCUUCUUCUUCCUGGUCGAAAAACCCGAGGACGUGGACUGCAGUCCUCCGCAGCAUCAUAAUGACUUGGAAAGUGGUGAGACAGAGCCUCUCCUGCAGAGUCCGUCUCACGUGGCCAACGGUUCCAUCACCGCCGCCCCCGUCGAGAUGCCGGAGAUUGCUGCCGGGCGCUCGGAGGCCAUCAGCUUCUGCGGAGCACUCAGUAUACCCGGCGUGGUGGAGUUUUCGCUAUGUCUGCUCUUCGCCAAGCUGGUCAGCUACACCUUCCUCUACUGGCUGCCACUCUACAUAUCCAACGUCGCGCAUUUUGAGGCUAAAGAAGCAGGAGACAUGUCCACGCUUUUUGACGUGGGAGGAAUUGUGGGCGGCAUUAUGGCGGGUCUCGUGUCCGACUACACGGGCGGUAGAGCCACCACGUGUUGUGUCAUGUUGCUGGCUGCUGCACCCAUGCUAUUCCUUUACAACCACAUCGGACAACGGAGCCUCGGCACGACCAUAGGCAUGCUCUUGGUUUGUGGUGGCCUUGUCAACGGACCUUACGCCCUCAUUACUACUGCUGUAUCGGCCGACCUGGGCACACACGAGAGUCUGAGAGGCAACUCCAGAGCGUUGUCCACGGUGACGGCCAUCAUCGACGGGACGGGGUCCGUGGGCGCCGCGUUGGGGCCGCUUUUAGCCGGGCUGAUAUCGCCAUCGGGCUGGAACAACGUCUUCUACAUGCUCAUCUCCGCUGACGUGCUGGCCUGCCUGUUCUUGUCCAGGCUUGUUUUCAAGGAAGCUCAGGGUUGGUGCGGACGUAUUCCCAGAAUCAGAGGAUACAAGGAAACUUGAAAAAAAGGAACAACAGACGCGUGACAAGCGCUCCUUACCAAUGCUGAUCACAUCAUUCUGAUUGACCGCAACUCAAGCAAGUCUUUCUUUUAAUGACCAAGUGGAGAACUCCAGUCUGCCUCUAUCGAGGCACUUCUCCUUUGAAACACACUCUGACGUGCUUAUUUGAAUAUUAUUUUAUCAUUAAAGUGUACAUACAUUUCA